Molecule: messenger RNA, 970 nt
Organism: Prorocentrum cordatum
Lineage: Eukaryota; Dinophyceae; Prorocentrales; Prorocentraceae
Source: the annotation of a GenBank genome assembly
CGCGGAGAGGCCGCCCCCGAAGGCCAAGAAGAGCUCGCCCCCCCCGCCGCCAGAUUCCCUGACGAACGCGCAAAACACGUACCUCAUGAACCACCUCCGGCACAACGCGAAAGAUGGAAAUGCCCAGAGCGACUACGGGAAGGAGCGCAGCAUCGCCCUUGCAACGUUCAAGCAAUUCGGCGAGCAGAAGCAGAAGGAGUUCUACGACACGUUUAUGACCGAGAAGGAGAAGGGCGAGAAAGACACCAAGAAGCUGAAGGACCUGGCGCAUUCCUUCACAGCCGUUUAUGAGUCCUCGAACAGGGAGUCGACAAACAGCAGACAGGAAUGGGUCACAGUCACGCAGCUGAUGCAGGAGUUCGGGGUCAACCUGGGGAACUUCCCCACCGCGUCGGCGGGGUGCGAUUGGGCUCGCAACAAGUGGCGCAAGAACGCUGAGAAGCACAAGACGGCAGCAUCCCACCCGCCCCAGAUGGACACGGAAGAAAUCAUUGAUUCAUUAUAUUUUUACGUCAUCGGCGAUGGUCUGCAGACCGCAGCCGAGGAGAGGACGGGAGAGCAGUGGGCCUCAUACAAAGACUAUGGGAAGACAAGCAAGGGUGCGCUGGAGGACAUGGCUCGGGGGGCCGCGCCCGCGGGGCAGGGGGGCGGCGACGUGGGGAUGGAGAGCCAAGAGUACCGCGACAUGGCCGAAAAGCAGAAGGCGGCCGCCCUGCAGAGGCAGCAGAAGGACACGAAAGAGUUGAUGCUGAGUUUCGAUGCCAAGGUCAGGCCCGCGCACAAAGCGCUGAGCGACUUCCUCGACGCUGCAGAGCAUCUGCUGGCCGAGGCGGCAUGCAUCCCCGAGGGCGAACCCGACGACGAGAUGAUGAGGAAGACGAGGCAUGCGUCGCCAGUCCAGGUCGCGCUCGCGGAGAUGCACUUGGAGGGCGGCAAGAUCCGCGCGAAGCGUUGGAAGGGCGCGAAGUGA